This is a messenger RNA of Archocentrus centrarchus (flier cichlid), 1901 nucleotides long. RefSeq lists its product as uncharacterized. The transcript has 2 exons. Lineage: Eukaryota; Metazoa; Chordata; Actinopteri; Cichliformes; Cichlidae. Bases 125 to 1549 code for a protein of 474 amino acids. The record is from RefSeq and is a predicted model, not a curated record.
GUUAGCUGCUGCUCAGGCGCGGGCAGAAGCAGAGGCUGCAAGGACUGAAGUGGCAUUUGCUGCAAAAGAGAAUGAACUGAAAUUAAAGCAAGCAGAAUUGGAAUUAGAAAAUAAGCGUUUGGAAAUGACACUGAAUAGAGUCCGCCUCGAAAAACAAGCUGCAGCUACAGCGGCCAAAGCAGACGUCCUAGAGGCAGCAGUGCAAGAAGAAUUCAAGCAGGUUUUCAGCGACAUUGAUGUGCCAACCGAGAAUUCAAAGGUACGCACAAAGGACUAUGUUGAGGGAGCAGAUAAAUACUCUCCAGCAGAGCUAUUAGAAAGCACUCCCGCCAGCAUCCCAGACAUUCAGACCCCUGAAUAUGCCCAUCCCAUUGCCUCUUACCACACCGCGAGUGAAUUACCCCAUCAGCAGAACCACAUAAUGCCACAAUCACAGCACACUGACUAUGUGCCUAAAACGACACCUCGCCCUGAAAUAAUGCAGAAGCCUUUAGGAAAUGACUACAGUGACACUGCAUAUAACCAACCAUUAGACAAUUCCCACUUACUACCCAGUGUUGCUCACCAACAAAGAAGCCCUGUACAUGCUCAGUUUGAUGAAAACAGAGGAAUAUCAGACCUUGUCAGAUUUAUGGCCCGGCGUGAGCUUAUCUCCACUGGGCUUGUGCAGUUUAAUGACCGUCCUGAAUGCUUUAGAGCUUGGAAAGCAUCCUUUAUGAAUUCUAUCAGAGACCUCAGCCUCUCAGCUAGUGAGCAGCUUGACCUUCUUGUAAAAUGGUUAGGCAAGGACUCAUCCGAACAUGCUAGACGCAUAAGAACUGUUCACGUGAAUCACCCAGAACAUGGACUCAGGGCUGUAUGGAAUCGGCUCAAUGAGUACUAUGGUGCACCUGAGGUAAUUGAAAACUCCUUGUUCAAAAGGCUGGAAAGCUUUCCCAAAGUGCAGAACAAGAAUGAGCUCAAACUAAGAGAGCUGGGGGACUUACUGAUGGAAAUACAGGCAGCAAAGGCUGAUGGGGACCUGUUCGGCCUCAGUUAUCUAGACACACCCCGCGGGAUUAACCCUAUUGUGCAGAAACUGCCAUUCUACCUGCAAGAGAAGUGGCUCACAUUAGGUUUUAAUUAUAAGGAACAACAUAGGGUCACCUAUCCCCCAUUCAGCUUCUUUGUGAACUUUGUGUGCCUGCAGGCAAGGAUGCGAAAUGAUCCUGGCUUCAUGCUGGCAGCAUCCAGCAACGAACAGUCUGGUUAUCACAAGCCUGCAUCAAAGUUAGAGAGCCAGAGGGCAGUAGCUGUUCUCAAGACAGGAGUGUCUCCUGAUACCUCACUAACACCUUCUGACUCCCCAUCUGCAAGUAAGUCCACCAGCAGAGAGGACCCAGCGAAACGUUGUCUCUUGCACAACAAGCCCCACCCUCUCCACAAAUGCCGUGGAUUUAGAGAUAAGCCCAUAGAGGAAAGAAAGGCACUCUUAAAGAAACAUGGAGUGUGCUACAAGUGCUGCAAAACCAUACUCCCUGAAAACAUGUGCGGGAACAAUAGAGACUGAAGGUAGACAGGCAUGUGGCUUCAUGGUGGAACCUGUGGAUGGCAGCAUUGUGCUGUCACUGCCACCAUUGAUUGAAUGCAACGAAAUCCCAAACAAUCGGAGGGAAAUUCCCUCACCCGAGGUCGCCUCCAGCCACACCCAUUUGAGACAUCUCGCAAAGCACAUCCCCAAUCUCGACCCACAAGCCCCCAUUUUGCUGUUGUUAGGCAGGGACAUAAUCAGAGCCCACAAGGUGAGAAGACAGGUGAACGGCCCACACAAUGCACCCUACGCCCAAAAACUGGAUCUGGGUUGGGUGAUUGUGGGUGAUGUGUGUAUUGGGGACAUGCACAAGCCGCCGCUUGUCCACUCC